This is a messenger RNA of Mycena indigotica, 738 nucleotides long. RefSeq lists its product as uncharacterized. The transcript has a single exon. NCBI's taxonomy places the organism in Eukaryota, Fungi, Basidiomycota, Agaricomycetes, Agaricales, Mycenaceae. The coding region runs from base 1 to 738 and encodes 245 amino acids. The record is from RefSeq and is a predicted model, not a curated record.
AUGGACAGUCGCCGUCCCCGUUCCCCCACACUUCUCCAAAAGCUCGCACAAAAGCUAUCCCCGGGCCGCUCUCGCUCUCGCGUGGCCUCAACAUCCACGAGCGUCAAUAAUGCCGCUUCGACGAUAGCCGCUCAACAAGCGCGAAAUGCCGCGUUGCGAGAAUGCGGUCUCCUCCCCCCUCUCCCAUCGGGCGUUCCAGAAGCACACAAAGACGGCCGCACUCGCGAGCGCACCACAAGAGAUCGUACAACAGUGGCAAGCCGCAUCAAACAACAGUGGGAGGCCAAAAAUCACGCCGGGUUGGUUAUUUUGGAUCAGCUUGAGGAGGCGGAUGCGUUGGUGGAGGAACAGGAGGAAGGUGCAGAACGCGACAGCGCAUCAUUCAUCUGCGACACCCCUUCUCUGUUGAGCAACAACUCAGACUCUGGCUCGGCAAUGACACUGAGCGCGCAAUCGUUCGUCGGUGGGGGCGGCAAUGUCAGCGUGUGGAAUGCCUCAGAUGACCCACCAGCUUUCAAGGCCACUCUAGAGAAAGGUUUCGGGGAGAAAACCGGAUCGAGCGGACGCGAUGGAGAACGGAGUCAUAAAACGGUAGCCGGCAGGUAUUCUAGCUUCACGCAGCACGCGCUCCGUGUCGGGGUCAACCCCACGAUGCACACGCCCGGCAGCAUCAUGGCGCAGGCCAGCCAGAUCGAGGAUGCGGAGAGCAGACGCCUGACGGAGGUGGCGUUCAUGUAA